GAUAUUUUCGACUAAACUUUCUACGUUCCCUUCCUAACCAGCCACAAUUCUUCCACUUUCCUCGCUCCAUUUCUCAAAUACUAGUUACUUUGAGAAAGACAAGAACGAAACGAUUUAAUUCUAAACCCAAAUAAUGCUCUAUACGAUAAUGGCUGUCGCCGAUAACUCAUCUCGCCAAUCUCUCAUCCCUAGCUUUCUCUACUCUCCUUCUAUAUCCUCCAAAAGACUAUUUGAUUUUGAUGUUCCGGUGAAUACUAACCAUGGCUUGUAUCAUUCAAUGUUCAACAUUUCUAAACCUUCGUCAUCCAACAACCAAUCGAGGACUUUCAUGAUUCCAGCACCGAAUGAGAAGAUCGAAAUGUUCUCGCCGGCUUACUAUGCCGCGUGUACCGCCGGUGGGAUUUUUAGCUGCGGCCUCACUCACAUGACUGUCACUCCUCUUGAUCUCGUCAAGUGCAAUAUGCAGAUUGACCCAUCUAAGUACAAGAGCAUCACAUCUGGAUUUGGGAUCUUGCUCAAGGAGCAGGGAGUUAAAGGUUUCUUCAGAGGAUGGGUGCCUACCCUGCUUGGUUACAGUGCACAGGGUGCUUGCAAAUUUGGAUUUUACGAAUUCUUUAAGAAGUAUUAUUCCGACAUUGCUGGGCCUGAAUAUGCAGCUAAGUACAAGACCUUGAUUUAUCUUGCUGGUUCUGCAUCAGCUGAAGUCAUUGCUGAUAUUGCUCUCUGCCCUAUGGAGGCAGUGAAAGUUCGAGUGCAAACUCAGCCUGGUUUCGCCCGAGGCUUGGCUGAUGGCUUGCCCAAGUUUAUCAGAUCUGAAGGCUAUGUUGGGUUAUACAAAGGGCUUGUUCCUCUCUGGGGACGUCAGAUUCCAUAUACAAUGAUGAAAUUUGCAUCAUUUGAGACCAUAGUUGUGUUGCUAUACAAGCAUGCUAUUCCAACACCAAAAGAGCAGUGCAGUAAAAGUUUGCAGCUCGGAGUCAGCUUUGCAGGUGGAUACAUUGCUGGUGUUUUCUGUGCCAUUGUCUCGCACCCUGCUGACAACUUGGUGUCUUUCCUCAAUAAUGCCCAAGGAGCAACCGCUGGAGAUGCUAUCAAGAAGCUAGGAUUGUGGGGCCUCUUUACCCGUGGCCUUCCUCUACGCAUUGUCAUGAUUGGAACCCUUACCGGAGCCCAAUGGGGUAUCUAUGAUGCUUUCAAAGUGUUUGUUGGGCUGCCAACUACUGGGGGCGUUUCUCCUCCACCUGCAGCUAAGGCUUGAACUUGGAGCUGCUGGGCAACGAAGAUAACCUUUUGUAGGAAUUUGAGUAAAUAAUAGCGAUUGGCUGAUGCCCAGCUCCCAUAAUAGCAUCAGAAGAAUUUCAUUAAUUUCUUUUAUAACAUUUUUGCUUGAUUCGUAAGAGGGUUUUGAUUUCGUCCUCUACUUUUGAUUAAAGACUUCUCCUGUGGCUUGACUCUGUUGA
Messenger RNA from Manihot esculenta (cassava), 1460 nucleotides. Its product is annotated as mitochondrial phosphate carrier protein 3, mitochondrial. The transcript is spliced from 6 exons. NCBI's taxonomy places the organism in Eukaryota, Viridiplantae, Streptophyta, Magnoliopsida, Malpighiales, Euphorbiaceae. The coding region runs from base 134 to 1258 and encodes 374 amino acids. The record is from RefSeq and is a predicted model, not a curated record. Gene Ontology annotation, molecular function: phosphate transmembrane transporter activity. Gene Ontology annotation, biological process: mitochondrial phosphate ion transmembrane transport. Gene Ontology annotation, cellular component: mitochondrial inner membrane.